AGCAUUCAGGUUCGUUGGCUUUCAGUUGGGUUGUUUUGCUCUGACUUCCCCAUUCUGUGUUUAUUUCUUUAUUUGCCGACCGACUGAGACACGGACGUUUUUAUCAACUUUUUUGUUCGUUCCGCCGUUUCCGAAGAAUUCGUCUGAGCUAAAAACGUGCAAACACCGCGCGUUGCGUAAUGCGCGGUUCAUGUUUUCGUGACAUAUUUUCAUAUGCUCCGCAGAGAUAAAGCCCGUUCGCCGCGAGUUUAUGCAUUUCGCAAGGAGAACAACAAUCGUGGAGUUAUCUAAACAGUGCGGAUUAGUGGAAUUGUGCGAGCCUUGAGUGAAAUUCUUGUCAAGUCGCAAUGGCGGCAAACAGCGGUUUGAUUUGUUACGACCCUGAGACUGUCGUGCCGUAUCCAACCGAGUUGGACCUGUCGGAAGUCCCUUUGACGGCAUUGCGCCAGAAGGUCCGUGCUAUGUUGUCCGCGAAACUGAACCCGCCGAAAAUCCUUCUUACCGAGGAGGGACUUCCCCGCGAUUGGCGCGGUAUCCUGCACUGCGCUCGUCUGAAUCACGGCGAGGCCAACUUGGUCCACAGCCACCCCAACCCCAUGGCCAGUGUCCUGAAGUUGUGGUGCGAUGCAGUCAGAGAUGAUGGUCGCCAAGGAGCCUCCUUCGCCCAACUUAUCGCAGCUUUGGAAGUGAUUGAUCGCUUCGACGUCGCGGACGACAUCAAAGAAACUUUAGAGGAAGAUGCCAAAGCCUACAUCAUCAACAAACACACAACCCUCAUACAAAGCAUUCCAGAAUCAACAAAACCUCCUCGAACAGCUAAUUCUGAAGAGGACAUUCUGACCGUACACGAUGUGGAUCGAUCUAGUCAAAACCUGCCGCCACAAAUCUACGAUGCAUUCAUUUUGUUCGCCGAUGAAGAUAUUGAUUUUGCUACGGAAUUAAUUGAGAGAAUGGAAGACUGCGGAUUAAGGCUUUGUGUAAAAGAACGCGACCUAGUCGGAGGGAUAUCAUUUGAACAUGAGGCCAUCUUACGAUUGAUUUCAGAACGAUGUAAUCGUCUUGUUGUGAUAUUUUCGCCCGCAUUUCUUGAGAGUGUAGCUAAUACUUUUUUCGUCAAUUACGCUCAAGCUUUAGGAAUUGAACAAAAGAGGCGCAAAAUUAUACCAUGCGUGUAUAAAAAGUGUGAAAUACCAGCCACGUUGAAUUACUCCUUUCUCCUCAAGUAUGAACGGUCUGGUAGACUCUUCAACUUUUGGGAGAAACUGCGCGAUACAAUACGAGAUACCCGAAACGAAGGCAAAAUGAGAUUCCGGUUGGCCCUGCCAAGUAUCACAAUAACAGAAGUGGAUUCUCCGACAUCUACAAUUGGAGAAUUAACCCCAAGUGAAGCUUCGGAUGUAGAUCUCACCCGAGUUGGAACACCAUCAAGUAUAUCCUCAUUCUCUCAGCCAGCACAAAAUAUUACAGUUGCGAUAUCUGAUGAAAAUCAUAAUCCACAAACGCCAGAGCCUGUUCGACCGAGAAUCAUGCCGCCGCCACCUCUAUUACGAAGUAGCGAGUCAGUGAACAGCCUCGCGAAUACUCCCCAAAACGGAACAUUGAAAUCAUCCCUCAACGGAUCCGCGAAAUCGCUACACAACUCCAAGAAAAUGAAAUGGUUGAAUAAACUGCUUUCGCCUAGAGCGACAUCGGAUAAUGCUUUGAGUGCAUCAAACAAUGUGCUGAGCACCCCAAAUAGUGCAUUCAGUGCAUCAACUGGUGCAUUGAAUGCAGCAAAUAAUAAUGCAAUAAUUACAAAUUCAAAGACUAAAACUAAGACGAAAAGUAAUUGGUUUAGGAGAAAGUUAGCUACGUACAGUUGAUCGAUGCAGGUGCCUUGCGAAUUGCUAGAUAUUAAAGGUUGCUAAUUUGGAUGUCAUAAGGUGUGAGCUGAAAGUGCAAUUAUCUAUUAUGACAUUCAAGAAUAUAUUACUGUUUUCCUUUACGUGUAAGUCUAUUAACAAAUUAUUUUAUUUUAAGUUUAUGUUCGUGAAUUUUAAAUAGAAAGUAUUAUUUACAACA
Hermetia illucens (black soldier fly) is the source of this 2061-nucleotide messenger RNA. RefSeq names its product myeloid differentiation primary response protein MyD88 (gene Myd88). Gene Ontology annotation, cellular component: plasma membrane. Gene Ontology annotation, molecular function: TIR domain binding; Toll-like receptor binding. Gene Ontology annotation, biological process: positive regulation of canonical NF-kappaB signal transduction; defense response to Gram-positive bacterium; innate immune response. Lineage: Eukaryota; Metazoa; Arthropoda; Insecta; Diptera; Stratiomyidae. The record is from RefSeq and is a predicted model, not a curated record. The transcript is spliced from 5 exons. The coding region runs from base 348 to 1862 and encodes 504 amino acids.